GGCCCCGAGGCGCCCGCCUUCCUGCAGGGGCUGCUCACCCAUGACGUCACGCGGCUGGCGCGGGCUGAGGGGGCGGUGCCGCGCGCCCUCUACGCGCACGCGCUGAACGUGCAGGGCCGCUGCCUCUAUGACCUCAUCCUCUACAGGCUUCAUGAAAGUCAAGAAGAGGAGCCAAACAUCCUGCUGGAGUGUGACAGCACCGUGCUGGACUCGGUUCAAAAGCAUUUGAAAUUGUACAAGAUCCGGAGGAAAGUAGACAUAGACCCCUGCCUUGAUCUGUCUUUGUGGGCAGUCCUCCCAGGGGAGCAGUCUGGAUAUGUUUCCAGUACCCUUGAUAAAUACAAAGACAAGACUUUGAUUUUAACUCCUGAUCCCAGAGCCGAAGUCAUGGGCUGGAGACUGAUCACGAGCAAAGAGACAAACCCUCUAGAGGUUGUCCCUGGGAGUCAGAUAGGAAACACUAAGGAGUAUCAUAGGCACAGAUACAAACAAGGAAUUCCUGAAGGUGUAGAAGACCUUCCUCCAGGCGUAGCCCUGCCCCUGGAAUCCAACCUGGCCUAUAUGAACGGCAUCAGUUUUACCAAAGGCUGUUACAUUGGACAGGAGCUAACAGCGAGGACCCACCACAUGGGUGUCAUCCGUAAACGACUGCUGCCGGUUCAGCUUUCAGCUCCUCUGUUAUCGGGAACCAUUCCCGAGGGGUCUGAUAUCUUGACUGAAUCGGGAAAAUCAGCUGGCAAAUACCGGGCUGGAGGAGAUGAAGUUGGCAUUGCUUUGCUGCGAUUGGCUAAUAUAAAUGAACCGCUGCAUAUAAAUCUACCAGGUGACACCGCUGUGAACCUUACUGCAACUGUACCCAAGUGGUGGCCAAAACCUGCCAAUAAGUAAAUGAGGAAUCGUCUGCUGCACAUUUGCCUUACAAGACAAAUACUGUCUCACCAGCUUGGAAAAUUCAUUCUCUCCCUCCUGUCCCAUGCUUUUUUUUUUUCCCCCCUUUUGCCUUUUACAUUUUGCUUGCAGGAUGCAGUCAGGGAGGAUUGUAGCAGGGUCCUUGGGAUCUGGGCCAAGCAUUGGCAGCAAUUCAAGGGUAAUGUGCUGCCCGUUAUGGAGAAGCCAGCCCAUGGGGUGGUGAGACACUGAGGAAAGUUCAGCUUAUGGACUUUCUUCUGCAUAUUUCCCCUAUAAACCAGAUUGCGGGAGAUGGAUUAGAGAGACUUGUGCUGUGGAUGACUGGGCUCAAUCCCCAAAGAUCAUCCAUCCGCUCACAGCACUUCUGUGGCCUGCUUUCUCCCUCUGCAACCUGCACCUUACUGACUUCUGAAAGGGAGUGAAAACAAGCCAGUUGCUGCUGUCCCUCAGGAGCUGUGCUGUGGAGGGGUGAUUUCUGUACUGGCUUCCUCUCUGUUGCCCGUUGGCUUAGCCAAAGCUCCUGUGCACAGGGGUCAUGUCACACAGAUGCUGCUCCCCAAGUAGGUGCUUGGGCGCUUUGAGCUGUUUUCCUUUCCUUCACAUGAAGUAGCAGAUGAGUGCACGAGGCCUAAAAGUCUUGCUUGGGAAGGGGGAGGAGGGCUGUACUGGGUAAAGAAUAUUAACAACAGGGUGUUUAAAGAGGCCAGACCCUAGUCUGUGUAAGGGUGUCCAAUAUUAGUUGGUAUGGACAUAUUGUAGGAUCUGAGGAUUUUUAGUCUACCACUUACUGGAUGGAUCAAAGUUUAUUGUAAGUGUAGUGCUAUAUUGCAAUGCAGAAAGGGAUGAUGGGAGUAGGAAUCUUAGCAUGUAUGUGUACAUAUUAUUUUUGUGGUAUUGCACAUUUUAGCAAAGAGCAUGCUGCACAAAUCUUUCACUAGGAUGCAUCUUUGCUAUACUCAGGCUAAAACAUUCAUUGCAAGGACCUCCACAAUGAACUUUCUGCAGAGCUCCCACAUUUCUUGUUGUUUUUUUUUUCUUUCACUGUUAACUGUGAAGCAAAAAGCAUGGAUAAUACUCUGCAAUUCAAAUCUGUAAUUUGCUUUCAAUACCCCGUCCUGCGAGUGAGACGUAUCCAGGUUUCGAAAUCCUGGUAAGUCCCCGCAGAGCCAGCAGAGGGCACACACGGCGUACACCAGUCUCUCCAGAGCUGCGCUGCCAUCCAUGAUGCUGGUCAGAAAGGCUUAGUCUACAAGCACUUUUGGUAUCAAUAUAGCUGUUUUGGUUGGAGGAGUGAUAGUUCACUGAAAUAGUUAAAUUUGGACACCCCAUGCUGUUUGCACAGUCACACCCGUCUACUAGUGCCCUAUGCGAAUAAGUUAUGUUGCUGUGAGCACCUUUAAAUUAGUCCAGCUAUUUAUUUUGCCAGCAAAAUCUGAGGCAGAGCUUAAACUCAAAAGUGAGCAUGGCUACAGACCGGGAGUUCUGCCAUUAACGCUCUGUGGGGUAGACCAGGACUGAUGGUUCUGACAGUAAGGGGGUUUUUAACCAUGAGGGUGUAGCUUAUAAUAAAAGCAGUACCACUGUUUUUCUGUAGACCAUGCCAAAUAUAUGUACAAUGAGGAAAUAAAUAGUGGGACUAGCUGACUUGUCCGUAUAAGGAAAUCCCGUAAAUUGCCCAAAAAUCCUCAAUGAGUUUCUAAAACCUUGGGCUGCAUUAUUGCUCUUGCAUCAUUUUUACAAACUGAUGCGUGUUUGUCCAGUGCGAGAUGCCCACUCCUCCCCUCUAUAUGGAUAUCGUGGAAGACAGUAUCAGAUGGGAUGACUUGUAGGAUUGUGUCCUGUGAAGGGUGAGCAGGAGAGCGCUGAGCAAAGUCUGCAGUACCCUGUGACCCCAAGGCCUGCGUGCCAUCUAUGCUUAUGUCUGCAUCCCGUCUUUCCCAUCUGCAUAACUUGUUGCCUUUGCCUCCAAGUAUUCCUGGUUGUUUUCCUGCUUCCCACACUCCCUCAACAGCUUCAAGCUGCUGCCAAGCAAGGCCUUUCUCCAGCCAGUUCAUGUUGCUGUCUCUUCCUGGGGUUUACUUCAUCUGCUCCACUCUGUUUCCUUCAAGCUCUCUUUGGCCAGUGCUGGUUUAUGCUGGCUCCAUCUUUUCAUCUAUCCCUGAUUAUGCAGCUAUGUCUGUCCUCUCACCUGACAGCUUGCCUUCUCUGUGCCUUCUUGUCCUCAUCCACUGGUAAUGUAACCUAAUCUAUGAAAAUGCACACGGCUCCUAUAAAACGAACAGUACAAUCUGCACUCAGAAUUGGGCGCGGGGUGUGUAUGGUAUGGAGAGAAAGAAGUCCUGUUUAUUCCCUGUUUGUAAUAAUUGUUCAAAGGGCAUUUUGGCAUUGCAUUGUCCUCGCCAUUACUGUGAAGUGGGCUGUUUCUUUGAGAACUGCUCAUGUUUGUUAAAACUCCUCAAUCUUGAUGUAAACUAAUUCUGUGGAAUACCUCAUUAAAAGUUAGCUAUGUCAGUAAUUUAAAAGAAUCUCUUACCUUUGAUUGCUCACCCUAAGUCAGAUUUACCUAGACAAAGGUCUGAUCUUUCAGUGAUGGAACUGUGUUGGCAUUCUUGCUUUUUAGAAUAAGGGGUCUGCUCCUAUUCCUGUCUACAGACAAUGAAAAUGUAGCCCGUUCUGGGUCCGGCCCAAAAUCCACCAUCUACCAAAAUGGGAAGUCAAAGGUGACUUGGGAAGUGUGGUAUCUGUUAAGACCUGAGCCCUGUUUUAAAUGUUUCUCCUACAUAUGAUGGUAUCAUUAAUACAGGAAGAAUCGGAGAAGAAGUGGAUGAUUGUAGACUUCAGUACUAAUAACCAGAAUAUGCCCUUUAGUCUGAGGGAUUGUCAGUUUGGAAUGGCAUAGAAGGAGAAAUGCAUGGGUGUAAUACUUGAUCACAGGAUGAUUAUGAACCACCAGGAGACGCAGCGAUGGAAAAGGUGAUCUGAAUGCUUAUCCAUCAAAGUAUUUCCAGUUCAGAUGUAGUAGAACAGUAAUGCAGUUCUGCAAGGCAUUAAGGAAGCCACAUUUGAAUUACCAUCUAUAAUUCUGGUCAUGCAUGUUCAAGAAAGGAGCUCAAGGUGGAACAGGUGCAUGGAAGGAGCUACUAGGAAAAUAGGGGAAAUUUUAAAAGGCAUCUUAUGAGGGGAGACUAAAACAGCUUGGCCCAGCAAAAUGAAGGCGGAGAGGGGAUAUGAUUAAAAAUACAUUGGGUUGAACACAAGGGAAGUAGAAGAGCUAUUGAAGCUAACGUAACAUUGGCACAAGAACAAAUGAGCAUAAACUGUCCAUGUAUAAUAAGCAUAUUAUAACAAGCAUAAACUGUGUUCCAUUAAGAGCAAGGACUUGCACUUCCUGGUUAGUGAGGUGGCUCCUGUCUUUGUUGUCUGAAUUUCCGCAUGUAGUUUGGGAUCAGUGUGUAUUGGUUUUUAUUAUUAUUAUUAAUAUUUAAGAAAUAUACAUGAAGCAAAAUUACUUACCUUUUAAAGAUUAUCUACUGCUCUCUGAAAGGAGUAGAGACCGGGGUGACUCCCUGUCCCUGGCCAAUCUAGGGAAAUGUCAAAACAGCCUCACUGGUUUGACAAAGCAAAACAGAACAGCUGUUUCAAAUCAAAAUGAAAUUCGAUACGAAAGGCUGUUCUGUCGAAACCUCGAAACUCAAGGCGAAACAGAACGGUGCCGUUUCGCACAGCCCUGCUGCUUUGUUGUGUUUCAAUUUUAAAGAGUUGACUCAAAAUGAAAGAAAUGGAUAUUUACCCAACAUGGGGUACAAGUUACAUCAUGGAAUCAAUCUGUGUGAGACACACGAGUAACACUUGGUUUCUUACCCAUCUAGGAAAAUGGUUUUGUUUCUUCGUGUGAAAAUAGUUUUGGGCGAUAGAAAAGUUGUGUGGCUCUGUGCUGACACGUGUCUCCCUCUUGAAGAGUCUUUUUUUAAGUAGAGGUGAAAAAACUGAGACUGAGUUUACUCGUGUUCAGUCAGUUCUCAGGUUCUUAAGUUUUUUUUGCUGGAAGCAGAAAUUAAUCUGCAGCGGUUUAGACUUUCUGAAUGUAACAAAGGAGAGACUGUGUAGACCAUAUUUAGGCUGGUUUGUCCGAAAAGCUUUUCCCCCCUGUCACCCAUUGUGCAAAGUC
Alligator sinensis (Chinese alligator) is the source of this 5077-nucleotide messenger RNA. RefSeq names its product IBA57, iron-sulfur cluster assembly (gene IBA57). Gene Ontology annotation, cellular component: mitochondrial matrix. The record is from RefSeq and is a predicted model, not a curated record. Lineage: Eukaryota; Metazoa; Chordata; Crocodylia; Alligatoridae. The transcript has 3 exons. Gene Ontology annotation, molecular function: protein binding. The annotation marks the transcript as partial.